CCACUGCAAAAAGUACAUAUUAGCAGAUAGAAAUAUCUUGAAUAUGAUCUAAUUCUUGUCAUUAUGAGAUUACAAUAAAACAAAUAUAAUAGGCUAUUUAUAGAUUUCAAAUUAUUCAGCCUAGUUUUAGAUUCUUUCUUGACAUAAUUUUGUUCAAAUGGCAGAUAAUUGUGCUUAUUUUAAGCAUUUAUUUAUCAAAAGAAACCAAAUGAUUCAGCUAUAGAACAAGACAAUUAUCUAGAAAAAGGUUUAAAGCCCUUAUAUUUGGUUUAUCAUAAUCGCAUAAUGAGAGAUAUUAGAGAAAUUUCACUAUAUUGUCUAUAUCUAGAUAUUUUCACUUGGUAUAAUUUUAUUUAUAAUAAAAAAUUUGUAUAGUAUAAGAGGUAAAGUACUUGGUAUAACUCUAUAGCAAAACCUAUUCCUUUCAGAACAGGUUUCAUGUAGAACUCAUUUAGAAAUCGUGAACAAUUAGCCAUCUAAAGAAACCUUGAUAAUCUCUUUUUCUAAAUAAGAAUGGACAUUAUUUUCCAUUUUCAUUGUCAUCGUCACACAAUAUCCAAUACGUAAUCUGCUCCUACUAAUGGCAUAAAGUAGGCUUAAUGUGGGACUGAAUUAUGUUAGUGAAUGCCGCAUACCGUGGAAUAUAUUGCCGUAUGUUAUUAAUGGCUCUAACUUGCUUGAUUCAAAUAAUAUAAAUCUCAUUGUUGGUUACUAGGUAUUAGUAAGUAGUAGCCAUGUGUAUCAUGCAUUACUGGCUAUGCUGUACAACCUCAUUGUAUUUUGCAUAUAAAGUUUUAGCUUAUCCUCAACUUCCCAUUUACUUUUUCUUAUUCUUGGCUUUAAAUAUGGGACUAUUUUUCUUGUGUUUUCUUGUGUUAAAAGUUGUGUUAAAGUGAGAAUCCAGCUUUCUGCUGGGACUCAUCAAGUACUAAGCAUACUGUUUGUUAUUGUCAAUCAUUUAAAACAUAUCACACCUAUAUACAAGUAUAUGUGAUACUAUCCACAUCCAAACUCUACAAUAAUAUUAAAUAAAGAUACUGUGGACAGCACUGGCUGAUGUAGUAUUGUCCCUUGUGAGAGCAGGAUAUUCGUGCAUUCGUGAAUGUGGUUUUACAAGGAUGUGCAUUGCAGUGGCCGUGUUCUGCUCAGUCUACUGACAAUGUGUGGAAUCCGGCUCAUCAGGAAAAGCCGUUCUGCUUACACAACUCCUCCUUGUGAGAUUCCCUGUCUAACCGGCUGUCACUUCCUUAGAUUCUCUCAGACGUGACUGUGGCACUGCGACAGCUCCUUUUAUUUUUAAUAUACAGCUUCAAAAUGGGGAGAAUUGGCAAGGAGGUGUCGGGACAGACACUGUGCUUCAUGGGGUUGAUCGGACUGUGCCUGACGUGUGGCAUACCUAUGUGGCGUACAACCUACUACAUCGGCGCCAACAUCGUGACAGGUCAGAUUGUCUGGGACGGGCUGUGGAUGAACUGUGUGAUGCAGAGUACGGGCCAGAUGCAGUGUAAGAUCCAGUCGUCCAUCAUGAAUCUGACGCAGGACCUGCAGGCCGCGCAAGCCCUCAUAGUCAUCGCCAUUUUGAUCGCUUUUGCUGGCAUACUCAUGACGUUUAUUGGUGCACGAUGCACCAGUUGCUUGAAGAAUGAGUCCUCCAUGGCCAAACUGGUAGUUUUUGGAGGUGUCAUGUGUAUCGUGGCUUCUGUUGUGUGCCUCAUUCCUGUCUGCUGGUCUGCGACAUUCACAAUCACCGAUUACGACAAUGUUCUCGUACCCACAUCACAGAAAAGGGAGAUAGGUGCUUGCAUCUACAUCGGCUGGGGCACCUCGUUCGUUCUGCUUCUUGGAGGGAUCAUUUUGUGUACCGCUUGUCCACCAAAUGAUAUGAAUCAGUAUAACCGGAACAUGUAUCCCUACCAAGGGCCUUUCAUGGGACCACCCAGACACUACAUGCCUCCAAAAACAUAUCCACCCAGCGGUACAUAUUCUGGAACAUAUAUUCCAGCUAAACCAUACGUGGCUCCGCGGGCUUACUCAGCUGUUCCCAGGCAAUACAUGUAAGCAAACAAAUGUGGACAUGGACUCGUACUUUAAAUCCACUGCUCACUGCUCUUGUCUUGAAUGAUAUCUGUGUCUCCAAAUGUAUGUUUGAACUUAAUUAAAUGUGUACAAUUGUCAGUGUUCAAACUGUAAAAAAGCUUUGUUUUCUUAUUAUGUUUGUUUCCAACCUGUGACUAAGAAUCUUGUGUAAAGCUGUUUAGCAACUUUUAUUAAUUAUUUUUUAUGCUUAAGCUGCAGAUGCCUUAAAAGUAUUGCCUGAAGCCUGAAUAAAUAGUUAAAUUGUUUUGCAUAUUGUCUAAAAAUGUAAAUCUUAGGGCCCUUUAAAAGAAAAAAGAAAAAAAAAAAGCUUUGUCGAUAGUCAACAUCUACUGUAGUAAUGGUUAAAUAUCUCAUGUAUAAAGACUGGCAUAUUGGUUUAGCCAGAAAGCCGAGACUUUUCUCUUUAUAGCAAUGUAUAAAACUCAGAAUAUGUUAAUGUGACUCCAGAAUAAUGGUCACCAAUGAUUGGUUUGUAGAUAUAAUUUUGCACUAUUUGUAUUUUUAUUGUCAUUACACACUUCCCAUUGUUGAUAACCAAAAUAAAGGAUUGUCAUGGAGAAGUGUGUUCUCCCAGCCUUUCAGAAUUCCUUGUAAAUAAACACAUUUCUCUUAUAGCAA
This is a messenger RNA of Pangasianodon hypophthalmus (striped catfish), 2715 nucleotides long. It is a transcript of the gene cldnf, whose product is annotated as claudin f. The record is from RefSeq and is a predicted model, not a curated record. Gene Ontology annotation, molecular function: structural molecule activity. The transcript has a single exon. The coding region runs from base 1315 to 2058 and encodes 247 amino acids. Lineage: Eukaryota; Metazoa; Chordata; Actinopteri; Siluriformes; Pangasiidae. Gene Ontology annotation, cellular component: plasma membrane; bicellular tight junction. Gene Ontology annotation, biological process: bicellular tight junction assembly; cell adhesion.